This is a messenger RNA of Momordica charantia (bitter melon), 1122 nucleotides long. RefSeq lists its product as uncharacterized. Lineage: Eukaryota; Viridiplantae; Streptophyta; Magnoliopsida; Cucurbitales; Cucurbitaceae. The record is from RefSeq and is a predicted model, not a curated record. Gene Ontology annotation, molecular function: calcium ion binding.
AUUUAUUAAAAAAUGGAAAAAAUUCUUAUAGAGAACUCAGUCCCUACGAAUUCUCAACGAAGAAUCCCUAUCACAAUCCCUACAAAAUUUUGUGGAAAAUUUAAAUGGAGGGCGGGAAUGAGGAUGUGAAAGCCUUCUCCAUACCCCGCCCCGUAAACAUCCCUCGAGUGUGGUGCGUGAAUUUCUCUAUAGAUCAUCUCUAAAUAAUUUUUAAAAAAGCAACUAUAUAUUUUUAAUAUAGAAGGUGUAAGCCAAGCCAACCUUAUUAAGCUUCCUAGGGGCGCGUCUUUAGGAGCUGACCAAUGGAAUUCUUACUGGUCAAUUUGAUUUUCUCCUCUUUUCUUCCUACUUUGCAUAUUCUCCAAAACCAAUUGGCUCCAAAUUCUUCAACUUUUGAAGCUAAUUGCGCCGACUUCUCUUCCUGUUGACUUCUACUUGUAAUAUAUAUUCUUUUCCCCGCGGCACCCAUUAAACCAAGAUUUGCCCCCAGAAUCGGAACCUUCCACAGUUGCACUUCCAACUGCUUCUGCUGGUCAAAUAAAAUUUGACACAAACAAACGGCCACACAGACUGGGAGAAGCUUCCUCCUGAGGCCUAUUUAUGUCAAAACCUCACCCCAUCCCUCUACUCAUCAAAAACCCACAUCAAAAUCUUCUCCUAUACCCUUCCAGUUCAAAUGAGUGUGGAAAUAUUGGACAGUGCCACCAUUGUCAACUUCGUCGAAGAUGAGGCGGCCUUUGAUGCCUUCAUCAGAGACCGUUUUGCUCACCUCGACACCAACCAUGACGGUCUCCUUUCCUACACUGAGAUGUUGAGGGAGUUACAGAGUCUCAGAGUCUUCGAGAUCCAUUUCGGAAUCGAUGUGAAGCCUGAUCCAGAUGAGCUUUCUACUGUCUAUAGUUCUCUGUUUUUGCAGUUUGAUCAUGACUCGAGUGGAAAGGUUGAUCUUGAUGAGUUUAAGGCUGAGACCAAGAGGAUGAUGCUGGCUACGGCUAAUGGGAUGGGAUUCUUGCCUGUUCAGAUGGUGCUAGAAGAGGGCAGCUUCUUGAUGAAGGCUGUUGAGAGAGAAACCACCAUAAUGGCUGCUUCAGCAUUCUGAUUGCUCUCCUACUAAAUUACCAA